Messenger RNA from Ylistrum balloti, 1082 nucleotides. RefSeq names its product organic solute transporter subunit alpha-like. The transcript has 8 exons. Bases 42 to 1082 code for a protein of 346 amino acids. The record is from RefSeq and is a predicted model, not a curated record. Gene Ontology annotation, biological process: transport. Gene Ontology annotation, molecular function: transporter activity. NCBI's taxonomy places the organism in Eukaryota, Metazoa, Mollusca, Bivalvia, Pectinida, Pectinidae.
AUGUAUUUGGAAACUUGUGAGAUAUUUACUCAUUCGAAGAGAUGAACUGUUCCAAGGAAUUCCCGACAACUGACGUCCUCUAUAGAUUACUUUCGUCCGAUACAACUGUUCUUGUUCUGACAGCCAUAGACAUUGUCAUCACUUGUAUCACGAUCGGUCUGUUUGCGGAGGAGUUAUGGUUCCUGUUCCACCAUUGUCACGAGGCUUCCAAGCGAACAAAGACUAUCUUAUUGUUAGCACUUUAUCCAAUUGUGUCGUUUGCCUCAUUGUUAUCUAUUUUGGUUCCGACUUCGACUUUGAUCGGCGAGUUUGUAUCUAGUAUAUAUUUGUCAUUUUGCAUCUUCAUCUUCGUAAAUUUGGUAAUAGAAUAUUUCGGGGGAUUGAAGAAGAUGCUUUGUGAAUACACAGAUGAAAUGAUUUCCUUCAGGACCGGACCUUUAUGUUGUUGUUGUUUUUGUUUGAAAUCCUAUCCUUUCACAAGACGUUCGAUGACGGUAGUUAAGGGAUUAGUGUUGCAGGUAGCCAUCCUGCGACCUUUGUUAUUGUUCAUACUUUCAGUUUUAUGGUCAGAUGGAAAGUACUCUCUUCAGCAACAAACGGACUUUACCAACCCAGCUUCAUAUUUCAAUCUUGUGAAUACUGCAUCAACACUGUUAGCGAUUUACGGAUUGAUGAUAACAUUUCGAGCUACCAGAGAGAAGCUUAGGACAUAUCGCCUGACACUCAAGUUUAUUUCCCUACAAGGAACUUUAAUAUUUAUGAAUAUCCAAAGCUUCAUCACAGGAUUUCUUGGUAGAGCAGGUAUUCCAGAAUGCUCCAAUACCAUUGGAUCGCCAGUAAGAGCCUCACGAGUGAAUCAUUUUCUGCUGAUAAUGGAGAUGUUCCUCUUCUCUUUGUUGGCACGUUUUGCCUACCGCACUACUGAAGAAAUUUACUGUAAUGAUGAAGAGGACGGAGCUAAUAGGGACAAUACUGGGGCUACGGGCGCUGUCGCGAGUGAGAACGGAAACGGUGGUGUGGACACAAAGCUCAACGAUGUAAAUAUAAUAGAAAGUGCAGAACUGAACAAGACACAUAUGUGA